Lottia gigantea (owl limpet) is the source of this 572-nucleotide messenger RNA. RefSeq lists its product as hypothetical. The record is from RefSeq and is a predicted model, not a curated record. Gene Ontology annotation, molecular function: protein-disulfide reductase [NAD(P)H] activity. Bases 150 to 521 code for a protein of 123 amino acids. The transcript has 4 exons. Gene Ontology annotation, cellular component: cytosol. Lineage: Eukaryota; Metazoa; Mollusca; Gastropoda; Lottiidae.
GCGUGGCAAACGCAUGGUUAAGUGUGUUUAGGAUAGUAAAUUGUAAAUAUUGCAUAUUUUUAUCCUCUUAACCUGUCAAUUUUAGUAAUAUUUAUAGACACUUGGUAGAUCUAGUGUUCGGACUUUGUGUAAUCACUAAAAACUUAAAAAUGGUUGCUGAAGUCUCUGUUGAAGGAUAUGAAGCCUACAAAAAAGCAGCUGAGGAGAAUAAAUCGAAAUUAGUUUUUGCCUUAUUCUGUGGCUCUGUUAAUGCUAAUGGUGAAAGUUGGUGCCCGGACUGUGUAACAGCUGCCCCAGUUAUCGCUGAUAACUUGAAGCACGCCCCUAAAGAUUCAGUUUUCAUCCAUUGUGGUGUCGGAGGUAGAGAUUUCUGGAAAGAUCAAAAUAAUGUAUUUAGAAAAGAUCCUGUGUUGAAAUUAAAGUCGGUUCCCACAUUACUAAAAAUCGGACAUCCGCAGAGGUUAGAAGAAGCACAAUGUGCUAAACCUGAAAUGGUGAAAAUGCUAUUGGAAGAGGAUUAGAGUCAUUUUAUUUUGAUUUAUAGAAUUGUAUUUAAAAAACCUAAGACAAUU